GUAAUAAUAGUCACACAGCUAUGCCCCCUGGUAGCAUCACCGCUUUGCUAAAAAUUCCCGCUUGACCUUCACUCCUGGAAGGCACCACAGGCUGGUCACACGGCGAAGCAGAAGAAGAGACAAACGGUUGUGUCGGCUCCUGUCUGGUGGGACUUAUUUAAGCAACACCCACCGGUGGCUGGCGGGGUGGGUGUCUGGGUGUCUGGGUGUCUGGGUGUCUGGCUUGAGCGCUCCGUGGAAAAUAUGCCCCAGGAGGACUCGGCCAGUUGACACGCAAGACAUGGACGCUGAUGUGUUUCCUCAGGGAGAUUUUUAGCCUCGGUUAAAGGGAGCUCGAACCGUGGGUUCCCCCCCGUCGUUGUUGUUGUUCUCCGCUAUGGACGGGACGGCCGUGUGCUGGAGCAAAGCCAGUGUCAUCAGCUUCAUCAAGGGCCUGGCAUCACCCGUCGGGAACGGCUACAGCAAACCCCCCAUCGCUCCCGUCUGCAGUCCUCAGGGAGAGAAGGGGCCCCCGGUCAUGAUGCCGAUCAGCGUGGACCCGGAGAGCAAACCGGGCGAGUACGUCCUCAAGAGCCUGUUUGCCGUCUUCGCCACCGUAUCGGAACGCAAGAUUCGAAUCAUCAUGGCGGAACCGCUGGAAAAACCUUUAACAAAGUCUCUCCAGAGGGGUGAAGAUCCUCAGUUUGACCAAUUAUUAAGCACCAUGAGCUCCUUGGCUGAGUACUGCCUCCCCUCCAUCCUCCGAACUUUAUUCGACUGGUACAAAAGACAAAACGGCCUGGAGGAGGAGUUGCACGAGUACCGUCCCAGAGCUAACACCAAGUCCAAAAAUGAUGAGCAGCAGAGAGAUUAUUUACUUGAAAGGAGGGACUUGGCCAUCGACUUUAUCUUCUCCCUCGCACUCAUAGAAGUUCUUAAACAGAUGCCAUUGCACCCAGUCCUGGAUGGUUUGGUCCAUGAGGUCAUCACCGUAGCCUUUAAGCACUUUAGAUACAAAGAAGGAUAUCACGGUCCUAACACUGGCAACAUGCACACUGUAGCUGACCUCUAUGCUGAGGUUAUCGGAGUAUUGGCUCAGUCCAAGUUCCCUGCCGUGAAGAAGAAGUUCAUGACUGAGCUGAAGGAGCUGAGACAGAAGGAGCAGAGUCCAUAUGUAGUCCAGAGUACUAUUAGCCUCAUCAUGGGGGUCAAGUUCUUCCGUAUUAAGAUGUAUCCCGUGGAGGAUUUUGAAGCUUCUUUUCAGUUCAUGCAGGAUUGUGCUCAGUGCUUCCUGGAUGUGAAGGACAAGGACAUUAAACAUGCCUUGGCUGGGCUCUUUGUGGAAAUUUUAGUUCCUGUCGCUGCGGCGGUGAAGAAUGAGGUGAACGUGCCCUGCUUGAGGAACUUUGUGGACAGCUUAUACGACUCGACCCUCGAACUGUCCGCCAGAAAAAAGCACUCUCUGGCUUUUUACCCGCUGGUGACGUGCCUACUGUGUGUCAGCCAGAAGCAGUUCUUCCUCAACAGGUGGCACGUCUUCCUCAACAACUGCCUGUCAAAUCUGAAGAGUCGAGACCCUAAGAUGGCUCGCGUUGCACUGGAGUCUCUGUAUCGCCUGCUGUGGGUUUACAUGAUCAGGAUCAAAUGUGAGAGCAACACCACAACCCAAGGUCGCCUCAACACCAUCAUAACAACACUUUUCCCAAAAGGAUCUCGGAGCGUUGUUCCGAGAGACAUGCCUCUUAAUAUCUUUGUUAAAAUUAUACAGUUUAUUGCACAGGAAAGACUUGAUUUUGCCAUGAAAGAAAUAAUAUUUGAUCUUCUGUGUGUCGGCAAACCCGCCAAAGCCUUCAGUCUUAAUCCAGAGAGAAUGAACAUCGGUUUGAGAGCAUUCCUGGUCGUCGCCGAUAAACUUCAGCAGAAGGACGGCGAGCCGCCGAUGCCCAACACGGGUUGUACUCUACCGUCGGGGAACACGCUACGAGUGAAGAAGACGUACCUGAGUAAAACGCUGACGGACGAGGACGCUAAAGUCAUCGGGAUGUCCCAGUAUUACUAUCACGUGAGGAAGUCUAUGGACAACAUCCUGAGGUACCUGGAUAAGGAGGUGGGACGCUGCAUGAUGAUGACCAACGCUCAGAUGCUGAACAAGGAGCCCGAGGACAUGAUCACCGGUGAAAGGAAACCCAAGAUCGACUUGUUCAGGACGUGCCUCGCCGCCAUCCCUCGCAUGCUGCCGGACGCCAUGUCCAAGACCGAGCUUAUAGAUCUGCUGUCACGCUUGACGAUCCACAUGGACGACGAGCUCCGUCUCAUAGCUCAGAACUCCUUACAAAGCCUGCUGGUGGAUUUCUCCGACUGGCGCGACGACGUUCUGUUCGGAUUCAUCAACUUCCUGUUACGUGAGGUCCAAGACGCCCACCAGGGGCUGUUGGACGCUUCGCUCAAACUUCUGCUGCAACUGCUCUCACAGUGGAAACUCACUGCGGCGGCCGCGGGGAAGAACUGUGAUGUCACUAAGCUGCUCCAGACAAAGAUGGUCCCAGAACGAGGACCCCAUGCUGCUGUUCUUCACGCCGUGGAAGGUCUGGCCCUCAUGCUGCUUUGCUCCUGUCAGCUCAGCACACGGAGACUCGCUAUCGUCAUCCUCAAGGAGAUCCGUAGCCUUUUUUCCGUUAUCGGACAAUCCGAGGAUGAUGAUAAACCAAUGAUUGAGGUCAUGGACCAACUCAGUCCGGUGAUACUCCAGAACUUGGUCCACGUUGUUGUCUCUGACACACCGCCGCACGCUAACACGUCCGCCGGCCACCACAACGUGGACCUUCAGUGGCUCGUGGAGUGGAACGCUCGUCUCGUGAACAGUCACUACGACAUCCGUAGCCCCUCCCACGUUUGGAUCUUGGCGCAGUCGGUGAAAGACCCGUGGGUGCUGUGCAUGUACGGUUUUCUCCGGCAAGACCACCUACCCAAGCACUGCCCCGCCGCCCUCAGCUACGCGUGGCCCUACGCCUUCACCCGGAUGCAGACGCUCAUGCCCGUGGUGGACCCCAAUAAUCCGGUCAAUGCAAAAAAAACCAGCACGUCCGGCAGCACCGACAAUUACGUGACCCUGUGGAGGAACUACUUGAUCCUUUGCUUGGCUGUCGCCAAGCCCAGCGUCAUGAGCCACGGACACCUGAGAGCGUCGACAUCUGAGAUCACCACAGCCACGCCCGACACCGCGGUCGGCUACGAUAACAAGGUCGCCACAGGCUGCCCCUCUGUUGCUUGGCUCCUGAAGCAACUGGUUCCACACAUGAGGGCGGAGAGCGUGGAGUUGACGGAAUCAUUAGUUGUGGGUUUCGGUCGCACCAAUUCCCUGGUCUUCAGGGAACUUGUGGAGGAACUUCAUCCACUCAUGAAAGAGGCACUGGAAAGAAGACCAGAGAACAAGAAGCGGCGUGAGCGUCGGGACCUCCUGCGACUUCAAUUGUUGCGCAUCUUUGAGCUACUUGCUGACGCCGGCGUCAUCAGCGACAGUACAAACGGUGCUCUUGAACGCGACACCCUCGCCCUUGGCGCUCUCUUCCUGGAGUACGUGGAUCUGACCCGGAUGCUUCUGGAAGCCGAGAAUGAUAAAGACGCGGAGAUUCUGAAGGAUAUCCGAGCUCACUUCAGCGCCAUGGUAGCCAACCUCAUCCAGUGUGUGCCAGUGCACCACAGGCGCUUCCUGUUUCCACAGCAGAGUCUGCGUCAUCAUCUCUUCAUCCUCUUCAGCCAAUGGGCAGGCCCCUUCAGCAUCAUGUUCACCCCUUUGGACCGAUACAGUGACAGAAAUCACCAGAUCACCAGAUAUCAGUACUGCGCCUUGAAGGCCAUGUCCGCUGUUCUGUGCUGCGGCCCGGUCUUUGACAAUGUGGGCCUCUCUCCAGACGGGUACCUCUACAAGUGGCUGGACAACAUUUUAGCCUGCCAGGACCAACGAGUGCACCAGCUUGGAUGCGAGGUCAUCAUCUUGCUUCUGGAACUGAAUGCAGACCAGGUCAACCUCUUCAACUGGGCUGUGGAUCGCUGCUACACUGGGUCAUACCAACUGGCCUCAGGUUGCUUCAAAGCCAUUGCGACAGUUUGUGGGAGCAGGAACUACCCAAGCGAUGUGGUGACGCUGCUCAACCUGGUGCUCUUCAAGGCAUCGGACCCCAACAGGGAGAUUUAUGAGAUUUCCAUGCAGCUAAUGCAGAUUCUCGAGGCGAGGUUGUUUGUGUUCUCCAAGAAGAUCUCUGGCCAGAAGCCCGGCAGCAUCCUCUACGGAACCCACGCUCCGUUGCCGCCUCUCUACAGCGUGUCGCCCCCUCAACUGUCCAUCCAGCUGGCCAGGAUGUACCCUGAACUCACGCUGCCUCUAUUCUCAGAGGUUAGCCAGAGGUUCCCCACCACCCACCCCAACGGGAGGCACAUCAUGCUCAGCUAUCUCCUUCCCUGGCUUGGCAACAUCGAGCUGGUCGAUAGCGGUCUGCCGGUCCCGGCCUUCGUACCAUCGACCUCCGAUUAUGACUCCUCUUUCCGGGGGAGUACCUCCUCUUCUUCCCAGCAUCUGAGGGGCAGCGGCUGGGGUUGCUUGCAGGCCACAUCCAUGGUGCUCAACAACCUCAUGUACAUGACCGCCAAAUACGGAGAUGACUUACCUGGAUCUGAAAUGGAAAACGCCUGGAAUGCGUUGGUGUGCAAUGAAAAGUGGAACAACAACCUGAGGACCGCGCUGCAGUUUCUCAUCAGCUUAUGCGGCGUCAGCAGUGACACCCCCCUCCUGCCGUUUAUCAAGAAAGUCGUGAUCUACCUUUGUCGAAACAACACCAUGCAAACCAUGGAGGAGCUGCUGUUGGAGUUGCAGCAGACAGAACCAGUCAACCCCGUGGUGCAGCACUGCGACAGCCCGCCUUUUUAUCGCUUUACCGCCACCAGCAAAGCCGCCGCCGUCGCAGCUUCAGGUACUACAUCCAGUAGCAACACUGUUGUGGCAGGCCAGGAGAACUUGGUGGAUUCAGAAGAUAGCAAAGCAAAGGACAAUGACGAGAGGUUCAGCCACGUGACUCGAGCUCACAGUCGCCUGGAAUCCCGCUACAGCAAUAGCUCAGGAGGAUCGUACGACGAAGAUAAGAGUGAACCGCUGCCUCCUUACGCCGACUGGCUGACCAUCGUCACGGAAAGCAACCAGCCCCAUCCUCUACCUAUGCCUGUAAAUGGUGGCUGUUGGGCUCCUCUGGUGGACUUCCUGCCCGAGACCCUGGCCCCCAGAGGACCCCUGCACAGGUGUAAUAUAGCAGUUAUACUCAUGACGGAGAUGGUAGUGGACCACAGCGUCAGAGAGGACUGGGCCUUGCACCUCCCCUUGCUGCUGCAUGCCUUAUUUUUGGGCAUGGAUCACUACCGUCCGGAGGUGUUUGAGCACAGCAAGCGUCUCCUCCUCCACCUCCUCAUCACCUUGUCCUGCCACAACAAUUUCCAGUCCGUGGCCUCCGUGCUGCUGCAGACGCGUGAGCUCCACGGCGCCAAGACCCUCACUUCCAAGGCCGGCCUUCAUCCCGAGCCUUUAACAUCAGGAGGUUUUGACUUUCUAAGGGAGUGUCAGGCGUCCCCGGUACCAGACUCCGGUCUCAGCUCCUCCUCCACAUCCUCCAGUCUGAGUUUAGUGGGCAGCACCAGCAACCUGCCCGAGAUGGCACACCAAGUGGACAAGUUCACAGCCCACACGACCACGGACGAGAAGAUAAACAGGCUCAUUGAGUUUUUAACCGCAAGUUCCCACGGACCCCUGUGGUGCCACGAAGACAUCUCACCCAAGAAUCAAAUCUCCAAAAGUACCAGCCAGUUGACAAACUUCCUCCGCCAUGUGGUGUCCGUCUUCAAGGAAUCAGAUGUUCACCUGGAGCAGCAGCUCAGCGACGUGGCUCUGCACACGGCCUUGUGCAGCUCUUCGCGUCACUAUGCCGGGCGUUCAUUCCAGGUGUUUCGCGCCCUCCGUCAGCCCAUUUACGCACACGCCGUGUCGGAUUUGCUCUCCAGGUUGGUGGAGGUUGUUGGAGAACACGGAGAGGAGGUGCAGGGAUACGUGAUGGAAGUGUUACUCACCCUGGAAUCCGUGGUGGACAACUUGGCCGAGUGCUUAAAGAACAACGACCUCACGGCCAUCUUAACCAGAGCAUCAUCUCCAGACCUCCUCGCCACAUUGAAGCUGAUGUCCAACAGGAAAAGCACCGGCCAGCUCAACCUCCGCAGAGACGAGCGUAAUCGGCACCAGAGAAGCUCCUCGGUUCCCAAGAAGUUUGGCGAGACGGACAGGUGGUCUGACCCUCCUCGCAGCGCCACCCUGGACCGCAUUCAGGCCUGCGAGCAGCAGCUUAUGUCGGGCAAAAGCCGCAGCAGCCCCCCAUCGUCCUCCAAGGAGAACAUCUCCGACCCCAGCAACGUGAACCAUCCCGGUAACCUCCUGGCCACCGUCUUCUGGGUGGCCGUGUCGCUGAUGGAGUCGGACUUUGAGUUCGAGUACCAGAUGUCCUUGAGGCUGCUCAACAAGCUGCUGGGUCACGUGUCGCUGGACAAAGCGGAAAACCGGGAGAAGCUUGAGAAGCUGCAGGUCCAGCUGAAGUGGAGCGGCUUUGCUGGGCUCCAACAGCUCUUGCUCAAGGGCUUCACGUCUGUGGCCACCACCGACCUCACGCUGCAGCUCUUCUGGCAGCUCACGCCUGUGUCGCGCGUGGCUGUGGUGGACACUUCGCAAGUCAUUGGGUUCCCCUUGAAUGUCCUCUGCCUGCUUCCACAUCUGGUACAGAAUUUUGACGCCCCCACCCACUUCUGUCAGGAUGUCGCCGAGAGGAUCGCUCAGGUGUGCCUGGAGGAGAAGAACGCCAAGCUUUCCAACCUGGCCCACGUCAUGACUCUUUACAAGACGGGGUCCUACACCCGGAACUGCUGCUCCUGGAUCAACGUGGUGUGCCGCUAUCUUCACGAGGCCUUCUCGGACAUCACCCUCAGCCUGGUCACCUACAUGGCGGAGCUGCUGGAGAAAGGUCUACCCAGCAUGCAGCAGACCAUUUUGCAAAUGAUCUACAGUCUCCUGAGUCACAUGGACCUCAGUGGAAUUCAGGCCAAGCCCUUCAACAUGGAGGUGCUCAAAACCAUUGAGAAGUUUGCCCAGAGCGUCCACUGGAGGGAAGCGUUGAACAUUCUAAAGCUGGUGGUGAGUCGCUCGGCCAGCUUGGUGCGACCUUCCAGCGACCUUUCCUACGAGGACAUCAGCAGAGUUUGGGAACGCUCCUCCAAGGCCUUGCCCGGAAAAACGCUCCACUUCCACUUUGACAUAUCGGAGACGCCCGUGAUUGGCCGACGCUACGAUGACUUGCACGCUUCCUCCGGGCGAGACGGGAGAAGUCGAACCGCGGCAGUGACCCGCAGCGCCUCGUCCAGCUCCUCAGGAUCCACGGGCAACAACGUUCUGGUUCCCGUCAGCUGGAAGAGGCCUCAGUCUUCCCAGAAAAGAACUCGAGAGAAACUUGUCAACGUUUUAUCUUUGUGUGGACAAGAAGUUGGACUCACCAAAAAUCCUUCAGUGAUUUUCUCCAGCUGUGGAGAACUGGACCUCAUGGAGCACCAGCCCAGCCUGGUGUCCUCCGACGAGGGGACCCGAGAAGCGGACACGGUGGACGACACGGCCUCAGAGCAGCAGUUCCGAGUCUUCAGGGACUUUGACUUCCUGGAUGUGGAGCUUGAAGAUGGAGAGGGGGAGACCAUGGACAACUUCAACUGGGGCGUACGCCGACACUCAGUGGACAGCCUGGACCAGAGUGACCUUCACACCCUGGAGGAGAGCCACCUGUCCAGCAGCAUGCCCAGCCUGAGCCGCAUCACGCCCGAAGAGGACUCCGACGAGUCCUCCGAGGAGGAUUCGCUCUCUGUCGGCCGGAUUCUCUCCCAGUCUCAGCUUGCCGUCAGCCUCUCCCCAACCUCUGAGAUCAACACCAUGGACUCCUUUUGUAACGCAACCUCAGUCGAGUCCACGCCGCCGAGCGCCAAAAAUCCCACUUUCGAGGUCCGACUUCCAGAGGACUCGAAGCAGCGGCACGGCUUUUUACAAGAGGAUGAAGAUGCGUCGCUCUCCGGCAUUGAUCUCCCCCCUGAAUUUCACUGCGGCGACGCAUUAGUGCCGGACGCCGCUCACGGUUUCUACAAAGAGCUGGACCUUGACUGCUGCUUGCCCAGUCUCGCCGAGGACGAAACGGAAGACGCGCCGGAGUCCGCCUCAUCUCCGCCGCCCUCGCCUUUCUUUUCGGCCAUCCUGGCGGCGUUCCAGCCGACGGUGUGCGACGACGCCGAGGAGGCCUGGCGGACUCACCUCGGCCAGCUGGUGUCCGACUUGGACGGCUCCUGCGCGGUCUACACUUUCCACGUGUUCUCCUCCCUCUUCCAGAGUCUCCAGAACAAAUUUAGCUCCCUGACCUGCGACGCCGUCAGUUACCUUGGCGACAGCCUGGGAGGAUUAGGGUCAAAGUUCCUGAGGUCAUCUCAAAUGCUGACGUGUGCCGAGUGUCCCGCAUUGUUUAUGGAUGCAGACACAAUUACGUCCUAUGGACUCCUUGAGAAAAUGAAAUUCAGCGUGUUGGAGCUUCAGGAGUAUCUGGACACGUACAACAGCAAAAAGGAGGCAGCGCUGACCUGGCUCAGCAACUGCAAAGCCACUUUUCCCAGAAGUCCCGGCAUUGCUGUGCCCACACGUCAACCAGCCGAGCAGGAGGAAAUGCAAAUGGAAUCUCUGGCUCAACUGGAGCUCUGUCAAAGACUCUACAGACUCCACUUCCAGCUCCUGCUGCUUUUCCAGUCCUACUGUAAGCUGAUUGAGCAGCUCCAUGCCAUAAGCUCCAUUCCCAAACUAAACAAUGCGUCCAGGGAGCUGACGGAGCUGAGGAGCCACCUGAGAGCGGCGUUAAUGGCGGAUGACGACAAAGCGGCUGGUCGUUCAUAUGAGCCUUCAACCUUCAGCUCCUCCGAAGCGGCCGUGCAGGCCAUCCUUGAAUCGCUGAAGAGCAGCACCUUCACCGCGGCUAUUCACUAUAUCAGGGAGUGCAGAGCAACAUGGCCUAAUGACAUCUUUGGCAGCCAUUGCGAGGAUGAGGUCCAGACUUUACUGAACAUCUACUUCCGCCAUCAAACCCUGGGUCAGACGGGGACAUUUGCGCUGGUGGGCUCAAAACAAGACUUGUCGGAAAUCUCCGCCAAGUUAAUGGAACUCAACGCAGAGAUGCGGGACAUGAUCCGGCAAGCGCAGGGCUACCGAGCCAUCACGGCUUUCCUCCCGGACGCCAAGGUCUCGGGAUCGAGUCUGUGACGGCGAGACCACCACCACUUAGGAAUAACAAAUAUCAGAAUAUUCUAAUGUAUUCACACAUUUUAGCAAUAUUGAGAGGUUGCCGUCAGAUAUUAUUGCACUAACGCAGGGGUGGGCAAACUACGGCCCGGGGGCCACAUCCGGCCCGCCAAGUGUUUGAAUACGGCCCGCCCAAUCUUUCCAAAGUAUUUCAUUUAAACUCAACAUACAACCUGGCAUCAUGGCCUGAGCCAACCUUUUGAUGGUUUUAUCAAUUUUGUUUUUUGACAUGGUCUGUUGUUUACAAAGUGCUCCUGAAAAAAGGGACACAAGCACAUAAUAAUAAUAAUAAUAGUAAUUAUUAUUAUUAUUAUUGGAUUAUUAGAUUAUUAUAAUUAUUAUUAGAACUAUUAUGAUUAUUAUAAUUAUUAUAUUAAUGCUAAUUAUUAUAUUAAUUAUAUAUAAUAUUAUUUUUAUAUUUGCAUAUUUUACAUAAUAAUAAUAUAAUAAUAAUUAUUUUAAUUUUAUUGUAAUUAUUAUAAUAUUUUAUUAUUUUAAAAAUAUUUUAAUAUAAAUAUAAAAUAAUAAAUAAUAAUAGCAGAUUGCAUGACAAUUUUACAGAUACAAUAAUACCAGGUGGACUGUUACGUGUAAAAUAUAUAGUCUGCCCCCCCCCCCCCCCCCCCUGUAAAUUUUGUCAUAUCAAUGCGGCCCGCGAGUCAAAAAGUUUGCCCACCCCUGCACUAAUGGAUGCUGUCACUCAGCAACAAUGUUCACGUUUUUCACAAUACAGCAUACCAAAGCUUUGCAACUCAUCUUAAACUGUCAAAGGGGAAUUGUGCAAUUUUUCACACACGUGGAAGGCUUUUACUGUACAGUGAAAGAAUGUAUUUGAAUAUCACAAAAAAAACAUAAUAAGGGAGGCUUGGUUACUUUGUGUGUUUGCGUGCUUGAGUGUGGGAUUUAAGGUGUUUUGAAUGGGACUGAUAGAUUUACAUGAACUGUUGUUGAAGUACUUGGAAAUGCUGCAGAUCUACUGUCAUGUCUCCUUUCCCGGGUCAUGCAUUACUUCACACUUUACUGUACAUUGCAGCUUUUCAGCACACGACAAAUUAUUUAUAUUUAUAUAUAUAAAACAGAUAAAAAGGAAACUAUUUUAUUGAACCGUGUUAAGCUUGCACAUUCUAUAUAUUAAUGUUUAAGAACAAAUAUUUUCAUGGAAUAAUUGUACAUAGAGCUAUUUGAAGCUUUAUCCGUGUCACAAGAUUGUAUUUUUAUGAACUUUAAAAUUAGAGUAGAUAGUUACAUUAUUUUUAAAGCUUUCCAGAGGAAUUGUCAGUAUAGUGUGUCUGAUGUUGUACAUAGUCUUGCCUUUGCAAUGUAUUGAAAGCUGUGUUCUGUACACUUGUGUAACAAUAAAAAAACAUACAUUUGAUACUAUA
Doryrhamphus excisus (bluestripe pipefish) is the source of this 10758-nucleotide messenger RNA. The record is from RefSeq and is a predicted model, not a curated record. Lineage: Eukaryota; Metazoa; Chordata; Actinopteri; Syngnathiformes; Syngnathidae.